Culex pipiens pallens (northern house mosquito) is the source of this 3739-nucleotide messenger RNA. Its product is annotated as mucin-22-like. The transcript has 2 exons. Bases 37 to 3645 code for a protein of 1202 amino acids. The record is from RefSeq and is a predicted model, not a curated record. Lineage: Eukaryota; Metazoa; Arthropoda; Insecta; Diptera; Culicidae.
CACAACUCAUCCAACAGGCAGCUCGCAUCGUUCAAGAUGAAGAGCAUCCUUCUGCUAUCUUUUCUGGCCCUGGCCAUCACCAGUGGCAUCGCGAAUCCUGCUCCCCAAACCACGUCCAAUGAUGGAACGGUUGUGGAAACCAUCGAGUACACCGAAUACACCGAGUACAGCGAUCCCGUCAUAACCACGUACGAAGAGUCCAGCUCUAGCCAGUCAUCGGGAAAUGCGGGAGGCGCCGGUGGACAAACCGUCGUAACGACCACUUCUACCAAGACUACCGGAGGACAAACCGCUUCUUCCUCGCAGACCUCAGGUGGGUCCACGUCCACCGGUAGUCAAACCGUGACAUCAACGAAGACAACCGGAGGACAGAGUUUGUCCGGUGGAGCACAGACGACAAAGUCGUCUGGAAGCCAGACUGUCGUAACAACUUCGACUAAGACCACGGGAGGACAAGCUUCCUCCUCCUCGUCUGGAGCUGCGAAAACCAGCGGUGGACGUACCGUUGUUAAGAGGACUUCAACGAAAACCGUCGGAGGACAGACGUCUACCACCGGAUCUCAAACUUCUUCGAAAACAACUACUGGAGGACAGUCUGCAUCUUCUGCAGGAUCAUCGGGAAGCAAAACGGUUACAACUACCACCUCGACACAGACCACAGGAGGUCAGUCCUCUUCCAGCGGUAGCCAAGCCUCGUCGGGAGCAGCUAAAUCAACUGGAACUCAAACCGUAACUACCACUGCCACGAAGACAACUGGAGGACAAGCCGCAUCCUCUGGAACUAAGACAUCGGAGAGCAAAUCCUCAACUUCCACUUCCUCGAAGACAACAGAAGAAACGAAAACUUCUGGAUCAGCGUCUUCCACCGCUGGAUCUACCGGAAGCCGAACCACCACAACCACCUCGACGAAGACAACUGGCGGACAAUCUUCUGGAGCGCAAGCUUCGAAGGCAACCGGAAGUCAAACCGUUACAACAACUACGCAGUCGAGGACAACAGGAACACAAUCGUCCUCGAAAACUUCCGAAGGAGAGAAAUCCAACAACGGCCGCACCGUUGUCAAGACUACUUCUACUAAGACUAAUGAAGGAGGUCAAGCAAAGACAGCUGGAAGCCAGAAUGUUGUCAAAACUACUUCCACCAAGACCACCGCCAGCCAAUCUUCUUCGCAGCAAUCUGGAGGAGAGAAGUCUAACAACGGACACACCGUUGUAAAGUCCACCUCGACUAAAACCACUGGGGCUCAAAAGAAGUCUACGGGAAGCCAAGAUGUUGUCAAGACAACUUCGACCACCACAACUGGAGGACAAAGCACUUCCUCUGGAGCUCAAACUAAGUCAACUGGAAGCCAAAAGGUAGUCAAGACCACCUCGACAAAGACAACCGGGGGACAGACCACGUCCACUGGAAGCCAAACGGCAUCGCAGAAAUCUGGAGGAAGCACCGUUGUCAAGACUACUUCGACGAAGACAACUGGAGGACAAAGUACCGGAGCUCAAACAAAGUCGACUGGAAGCCAACAGGUUGUCAAGACUACCUCGACUAAAACCACGUCCAGCCAAACUACUUCACAGAAGUCGGGAGGAGUCAAAACUACUGGAGGAAGCACCAUCGUCAAGACUACCUCGACAAAGACAACUGGAGGACAAAGCACCGGAGCUCAAACAAAGUCAACUGGAAGCCAAAAGGUUGUCAAGAUGACUUCGACAAAGAUAACCGGAGGACAAACCACGUCAACUGGAAGCCAAACGACGUCGCAGAAAUCUGGAGGAAGCACCGUUGUCAAGACUACCUCGACAACCGGAACUGGAGCUCAAACAAAGUCUACCGGAAGUCAGAAUGUCGUUAAGACCACUUCGACGAAGACAACUGUUGGAAAAGCCACAUCGGGUAGCCAAACUGCACCAAUUUCUGUUGGAGUAAUGUCUGCCGAUGGAAAAUGUAUCUGCACGGGAUCCCAAACUACCGAUCAAACUGUAACCUUGACGACCUUGACUAAGACAUCUGGAGGUCAGACCAAAUCUGCGUCUGGAAGCCAAACUGUUGCCAAGACAACCUCUACAAAAACAACUGGAGGGCAGACGACUGGAACUAAGACUUCCUCAGGAUCAAAGACGUCCGGAAGCCAAACUGUUGUCAAGACAACCUCAUCGAAGACAACAGGAGGACAGACGGCUGGAACCAAGACUUCUUCAGGAUCAAAGACGUCUGGAAGUCAAACUGUGGCCAAGACAACCUCAACAAAGACAACUGGAGGGCAGACCACUGAAACUAAAACUUCUUCUGGAUCAAAGUCGACUGGAAGCCAAACCGUUGUUAAGAAAACCUCGUCGAAGACAACUGGAGGACAGGCUACUGCCACAAAGACGUCUGGAAGUCAAUCCAUUGUAAAGACGACUUCAACAAAGUCAACUGGAGGACAGACGGCUGGAACCAAGACUUCCUCGGGAUCAAAGACGUCUGGAAGUCAAACCGUUGUCAAGACAACCUCAUCGAAGACAACAGGAGGACAGACGGCUGGAACCAAGACUUCUUCAGGAUCGAAGACGUCCGGAAGCCAAACCGUUACCAAGACAACCUCAACACAGUCAACUGGAGGUCAAGCUACUGGAACUAAGACUUCCUCAGGAACUAAGACAUCCGGUAGUCAAACCGUUGUUAAGACAACCUCAACACAGACAACUGGAGGACAGGCCACAUCAACUGCAUCAAAGUCAUCAGGCAGCAAAACCGCGUCCAAGACAACUUUACUUAAGUCUUCCGGAGGACAGACCACUGGAGCUAAGACAUCCGUAUCCACUCAGACAACUGGAGGCCAAUCAUCGGUAGGAACACAAACUUCCAAAGUUUCAUCAAACCAGAAAAGGCAAGUUGUCGUCAGGAAGGUGGCCAAGAAGAAGUCGAAAUCCCAAGGAAGAAAGCACUCGGGAGAAAAACACGGCAGAAGACACUCCAAGGGCAGAAAACAUCACGGAAAGCAGCAGUUCGGAAGCAGCGAAGAGAUCGAGCAAUUUGAGACUAGUAACGUGCAGCAGCGUCAGACUUCCGGAGGAAUGAGAGCGACCAACGUGCGUUCGCAGGGAAGACGCGAGGAACAUCACGGAGGAAAACACGGCAAAUCUUCGCAAUCGUUCACGUCGGGAGCCAGGAAACUCGUAAAGGGAGGAAAACGCGAAGAAAACCACGGUGGAAGUCACGAGUCUGCUUCGGGUAGCUUUGCCCUCAAACAGUCUUCUCAGGGAAGCCGCGUGGUCAAGAAAUCCUCCGCAGGAAUGAGAAAAUCCGAAGGAGGAAGUCAUGAGUCCCGUUCCAUGAAGCAGUCUUCUGGAGGAAUGAAGAUCGUUCGCGCUUCAGGAGGUUCAGCUUCCCAGAGUGGCCAGGCGUUCGCGCAAAAAUCCGGAGGAAAGCGAUCUUCCGGAAGCCAAACCGUGGUAGUGAGCCAGUCGUCCGGAGGAAGUGCUGCGUCGAUGGGAGGAAUGCGGUCAUCUGGAUCGCAAACCGUCACCAAGACAUCGUCUUCGUCUUCCAAGAUGGCCGGUGGAAACAGCGCAUCGUCAGGAGCGCAGUCCUCCAGCCAAUCCAAUGGAGGAGACACUUAUGAAACUUAUGAAACCUUCGAAGAGACGGUUUACACAUCAGAGUAAUAGGGUUAGGAAGAACAUUCUAACUGUUACUACAUGAUUUAAUCGUUCUGUUAUUUUCUUAUGAAUAAAUAAAGUUUUUCUUUUGCAACUUAUA